CGCUUGGUGUCGGGCCAACGACAUUUUUUCAUGGCAACACUCGGCCUGCAUAAAUUAUGUUCAUGACGUAGUGCAAAAUAUAAAUUUCUGUUAAUAAUUUUAGGCUUUUCUUCAGAUAACGCUAACGUUUACUUUAUUUCGGUGGACUGCGUUGACCUGAGCGUCAGUUUACGAGGAUAGCCGUUAUUAAAUAUGUAGUAAAGGAGCUAGGUUGUGCCUCCGAGCCUCUUUAUCAAUGCAAAUGCCUCUUUUGUGUGCAGCCAUGGCGUCCGUCUGGAGCUGUGAGAUGAAUUUUUAAUUAUGUGUGUCUAAUACAAACUGUGGCAAAGCGCUGAAGGAGGUGAAAGGCUGAAAUUAACCGCGAUUUCUCGGGUGGCUUGGAAGCAGAUCACCCCUGUGUCAUCAUGUCUAACCUGUGAUCUUAUGGAUGAAACUGAAUUAUGGAUUCAGAAGACCUUCCUGCAAAUGAUGCACCACUUACUGUCAACGAACAGGUGAUUGUCAUGUCCGGUCAUGAGACCAUACGCAUUCUAGAGGUUGAAGUGGAUGCAGCUGUUCCCUCCCCAGGAACUCACGUGAAAACUGAGGCAGGAGCAGAAGAGGUGAGAGGAAAAGCUUUAGAGCCAGCAGAAGGCACCACUCAGGAUAGACAAACAGCACCCAGUACCAUCCCCACAGUUUCUAAUGAGGCUGCUGUCACUUCCGUUCAAAAUGUUGCAAUUCCUAUAAGUCUCUCUUUGCCUCACCCUCAGACCAGCAUGCCUAUCACUAUCCAGGCCUGUCCACAGGUUCUGACCCAGGAUGGCCUUGCUACUCUGAUGACUGGCAUGAUUGCUCAGCAAAGCCCUCUGAGCCAGCCUCUGCUGAUUCCACUAAGUAUGGCAGGCUCUGUGGGUGGACAAAAUGGCCUGGCACUACUCACCCUUCCAGCAACCACACUAGCCACGCUACCAGGUUUUGGAGCUGGUGGCCCAGCUGGAGGUCUCAUUAAAUUACCUUUUGCUGGCCUGCAGGCUGCCACUGUUCUGAACUCAGUCCAGCCUCAGCUUCAGGCACCUGCACAGACACUCCUGCAGCCCCAGGCAACUGCACUACAGUCAGUGCAGCAGACUCAGGCUGCUCCAGCCAGCCCUGCUACUGUAGCUUCAGUCAUGCACAAGGUCACUGAGCCUAGUUCAUCAGUUGCAGCACUUCAGACCACAGGCCUCACAAUCAACCCUGCUAUUAUCAGUGCUGCAUCUUUGGGUGCUCAGCCACAGUUCAUCAGUUCUCUAACUACAACUCCCAUCAUCACUAACACCAAUGUGGCAGGACUAACCAGCCAGAUCAUCACCAAUGCACAGGGUCAGAUGAUAGGCGCUUUGCCUGUGCUGGUGAACCCUGCAUCUCUGACCGGAGUGUCCUCAACACAUUCACCACAAACUCAGGGUCUUCAGGUGCAGACUGUGGCUCCUCAGCUGCUGCUGAACUCCCAGGGCCAAAUCAUUGCCACCAUCGGGAGCAACCCUGGUGCUUUCACUACAUCCACCAGCUCCACAGUCUUGAAUAAAACUACUUUGUCGCACACCAGGGUCAACACACAGGCUCCGAUUGUAACAGUAAACCAGGCUCCAGUCAUGAUUGCCCCACAGCCCUCCACAGGGAAAUCAACCUCCUCAUCGAUUCCUGUUGCCUGUGCAGAAACGCCCACAGUCAGCCAGCUCGUCAACAAGCCACAGUCUGGGGUGACUGAAGAAGAGGGCAUUAAUCUGGAGGAGAUCCGUGAAUUUGCCAAAAAUUUUAAGAUUCGACGGCUUUCAUUGGGACUAACGCAAACACAAGUGGGUCAAGCUCUAACAGCUACUGAGGGACCGGCUUAUAGCCAAUCUGCAAUAUGCAGGUUUGAGAAGCUUGAUAUAACGCCUAAGAGUGCCCAGAAGCUAAAACCUGUUCUAGAGCGUUGGCUUGCUGAAGCAGAGCUGUGGAACCAGAAGGGCCAGCAAAAUCUAAUGGAAUUUGUGGGAGGUGAGCCGUCCAAGAAACGCAAACGCCGCACCAGUUUCACACCACAAGCCAUCGAGGUCCUGAACAGCUAUUUUGAGAAAAAUGCACUUCCAACUGGGCAGGAGAUCACAGAAAUUGCCAAGGAACUGAAUUAUGACAGGGAGGUUGUACGAGUUUGGUUUUGUAACCGCAGGCAGACACUGAAGAAUACCAGCAAGAUCAAUGUGUUCCAAGUGCAGUAGAGUGUACAAUACACACCUGGAAGGACAAUGAGAUAUACAGGUGCAAUCAAAAUUAUUCAACCCCCAGUGCAAAUCAGGUUUAUUGUCAAAAUUGACAGACUUUCAGCUGUUUGCAAUGAACAAGUAGAACAAAAGCAAUUGAAAUAGUUCAACACAAUGAAUGCUUCAAGUGGUUUCCCCAAAUUCAACUGAAAAUGCAACUUAUAAUGAUUUCUCCAGUUUCAAAAUUAUUCAACCCCUUCAUGGCAAACAUCUUUAGUACUUAGUACAGCACCUUUUUGCCAUUAUGACCUGCUGCAAAUGAGAUGCAUAUCUUCUGGCAGUGUUCCUGAGGAAUCUUCUCCCGUUCCUCAAGAGCAACGGCCUCCAGUUCAGUAAUAUCCUUGGGUUUGUGUGCUGCAACCGCCGCCUUCAAAUCCCACCAGAGAUUUUCUAUGGGGUUCAAGUCAGGUGACUGUGAGGGUUCAAGUCAGGUGACCUGUAGAAUCUUCCAGGACUUCUACAACCAGGCCUUUGGUGGAAUUUGAAGUAUGCUUGGGAUCAUUGUCCAGUUGGAUGGUCCAAUGAUGCCCAAGCUUCAGAUUCCUCGCAGAUGGCAUGAUGUUUUCUUCUAGGAUUUCCUGAUACUUCAGUGAAUCCAUCUCGCCUUCCACACGCUGCAGGUUUCCAGUGCCAGAGGAUGCAAAGCAGCCCCAGAGCAUCACCGAGCCACCACCAUGCUCGACUGUGGACAGAGUGUUCUUUCUUCAUUCUUCUUCCUCCAGACAUAACGCUGAUCCAUCGUGCCGAAAAGUUCCAGUUUAGUUUCAUCGCUCCACAGAACAGAAUCCCAUGAUUUAUAUGACUUUGAAAGACUUUUCUUGUGCAUUCGGGUCUGUAGUGGCGAACGUCUUGAAAACCUUCAGCGUUUUGUAAGCGCCUUACUUUGCUCACUGAAACCUCAGUGCAUGUUGCUACCAAGUCUCGCUGCAGGUCUUUUACAGUCACUCAAGGGUUUUUCACAACCUGCCUUCUCUGAAAUCUGCUUGCAGCUGUUGAUGGCUUCCUUUUUCUGCCCCGUCCAGAUAUUUCAUACAUUCUCUACCCCUAGCCAGUUCAGGUAUUUCAUGUGUUCCAGCUCAAGCACACCUGGUGCAACUAAUGAAGCCCUUGAUUAGUUGCAUCAGGUGUACUUGAGACAACACCUGUUUUGCAUAUCUGUGCAGUUGUGAGGGAUUCUAUUCAGGGAGUUGAAUAAUUUUGAAACUGGAGAAAUCAUUAUAAGUUGCAUUUUCAGUUGAAUUUGGGGAAACCACUUGAAGCAUUCAUUGUGUUCAACUAUUUCAAUUGCUUUUGUUUUAAUUUGUUCGUUGCAAACAGCUGCAAGUCUGUAAAUUUUGACAAUAAACCUGAUUUGCACUGGGGGUUGUAUAAUUUUGAUUACAACUGUAUGCAUGGAUACGAAUUGUUCUUUUGUACUAUGACAUGUUAAAGAUUAAUGUUUUGUGAGGAGCCUCUAGGUUUGUUUUCACAUUAAAAGCAUUGGCAUUGCACAGAUGGUCAAUGUGGCACAAAUCAUAA
Molecule: messenger RNA, 3785 nt
Organism: Ictalurus punctatus (channel catfish)
Lineage: Eukaryota; Metazoa; Chordata; Actinopteri; Siluriformes; Ictaluridae
Gene: pou6f1
Product: POU class 6 homeobox 1
Exons: 11
Coding region: 441-2225 (594 amino acids)
Biological process (GO): regulation of transcription by RNA polymerase II
Molecular function (GO): DNA-binding transcription factor activity, RNA polymerase II-specific; RNA polymerase II cis-regulatory region sequence-specific DNA binding
Source: RefSeq, a predicted model, not a curated record